GUGUGAGUUUGUGUAUUUUUUAUGUUGUCUCUGUAUCUUUACCUAUCACUUUCUAUCUUUUUGUUUUUCUUCAACAUUUCUUAAGGUGUCAGAUCAGCUUUUUUAAUACUGGUGAUUUAAUUGCAAAAGCGCACAUAAACAGUUUGAAAGGUGUGAGAAGAAAUUCACAAGUCACAUGGGGAAACAGCAACAAAGCUAGCAUUCAGUCUGGAAUUCAUCCACUGUGCAAAACAAAUCACACUGCCAAGGGGUCAAAUGGUGUGUCCUGAAAUUCAGUGAAAAAUGAGUUUGAUACAAUAAACGUUUGUUUUUCAUACUGAAGAUACAGGGGGAAAUACCAAGAUGAAUUAAAUAUCAGCUUCACCCUCACAAAGCGUAAAUUUUAUAGGGACAACGACAUGUAUAUAAAAUAAGUAGAAUCCACAGUAUAACACACCAGAGGGGAUGACUAGCUCAGGAGAGCAGGACAGGAGGUGGGCUGGCACCAGCCAGUAAAGGUGAAUUAGGUUAACAGAGAGGAUGGUCUUAGUGGAAUAAAGUUGAGCAGGACAGAGUCUAGCUUUCAAGAAGCUCUGUUUAAGAGUAGAGACAUAUAAACAGAUAGGUUAUUAUGAAAAGUGGCAAACGUUAUAUAGGGGCUAUGGAACUGUAGAGGAGAAUAAUAAUUGAUCCUUGGGAAAGGCAGGCAGCAGCUGCCCUUCACGCUGGAUGCUGAAGAACGCAGAAGCUGGCCCAGAAGAGUAGGGGCGGGUCUGGGAAUGCCUUCUAGGCAGAGGAAAUGAUAAGAUGCUUAUUUGCACUCUGAACAACAGAACGAUUAUACCAAGGUGACUUUUUACAUUGUAAUGUCAUUGCAGGUGAAUCAGUCAUGCCUUCUGGAACAUUACGGAGUGGGAAAGGUUUGCAGAAUAAGAGUCAGUUUAGGACCAUUGCACCGAAAAUUGUUCCCAAGGUCCUAACUCCCAGAGUGCUGUCAGGCCACUCGCCGUCACUCUCUGAUCAGGUGAACCCAGGCCCUUCCGUCGGCUCCACGCCACUGGGGGUGCCCACCCAGAAUUAUGCUCUGAUGCAGGUUGCUGGCCAGGAGGGGACGUUUUCUCUCGUGGCAUUGCCUCAUGUUGCCUCAGCUCAGCCAAUCCAGAAACGCAGGCUGUCCCUGCCCGAAAACCUUAAACUGCCUAUUCCUCGAUACCAGCCCCCGAGAAAUAACAAAGGAUCGACCAAGAAUCCCAUUUGGAGCUCCCCUGAAAGUGGCUGUAGCAAACUGCCUGCCCAGACCCAAACAGCCUCCUCCCUCCCUGACCAGUCCAAACCCCUGCCCCAUCCCAGUCCAUCCAAGCCAGUGCCGUCACUAGGCCCAGCCCCGGCCAGCGUCAGCAUGGCCACGCUGACCAGUGGCUGUGGAGAGCUGAACCAUCCUGACACCCCAACAUCAUCCACACCAGAGGAACCUUCUGCCAGGCGGGGCCUCUUGAAGAUUUCAGGGAAAGAAAACUGUGCAAGCAAAGAAGCACCCACUAAACCUUCUGUUGUUGCCAGUGAAAAACAUAAAGAACCAGUUGAUCUUGCAAAAGGCACAGUCAAGUUGUCGCCAGCCGUUUUUGGCAGCGCACUUCAGUUGAUCCCCUCGAUCCCCAAAGGUAAACUGCCAAUCUUACCCUACUCUAGAAUGAAAACAACAGAGGUUUAUAAAAGUGAGUCAGAUGUUAACGCUGUAGAUCUUUCUUUACCUGGGCUCGGGACGGACUACGGUAAGACAUCCGCCAUCACAAACGGCUUUGAUGCAGCCACCAAAAUGGCUGAUAGGGCGCCUGGUCCGCAGGUGCUGAAGCAGAGUCCCUGUGGGAGCGCCUUUUGUUCAGCCACCAAACUGGACCUCAGCCACAAAGCAAAACUGAGCAGCGGGGCAGCAAAGAGAAAAGGAAGAAAAUCAAAAGUACCAGAUGAAAUCUUGUCAUUUCAGGGGGAAAGGAGAAAAAGUAAAAGAAUGAAAAAUGAUCCCCAACAAUCCAGAGACCAAAAACCUGGGUCUAUGAAGAAAUACCGUAGCAUCAUGCCGAAACCUGUUGUUGUCAUGCCCGCUGUGGCUCCCCUGGCUUCUCCUGCAGCUGUGUUCCAAUCCCAAAGGCCCAGUGGCCUAUGGCAGGAUAUUGCGUUAAAUAAUUCUCUCCCUCCUAAAUAUUUCAGCUGUAAGCAGGACAACAGCUCUUCUUCCCCGAAGCCCAGCUCUGCAUUCAGAAAUGGAUUCUCUGGCGUUAAGAAGCCUUGGCACAGAUGUCCUGUCUGCAACCACCACUUCCAGUUCAAACAGCACCUUCGAGACCACAUGAACACACACACGAACAGACGGCCUUAUAGUUGUCGAAUCUGUCGCAAGGCGUACGUCCGCUCUGGCAGCCUGAGCUCACACGUGAAACUUCACCACAGUGAGAACCGCCUGAAGAAACUCAUGUGCUGUGAAUUUUGUGCAAAAGUGUUCGGUCACGUCAGAGUCUAUUUUGGCCAUCUGAAAGAAGUGCACAGGGUUGUCAUCAGCACCGAGUCCUCCCCCAGCGAACUGCCACCAGGAGACGUGCCAAAAAGCAGAGACAGAGAGGUGCCUGUGCAGAGGGAAAACAAAUCCAGCCUAGAAGAAGACCUCCUCCUAAACCAGGCAGACGAAGUCAAAUUGCAAAUCAAAUGUGGCCGCUGUCAGAUCACUGCCCAGUCUUUCGCUGAAAUCAAGUUUCAUUUACUUUCUGUCCAUGGAGAGGAAAUUCAGGGCCGGCUGCAAGAGGAGAUCUCCCCAGGAAGCCAAGCAGCUCAGGGAGAACUGGCUGAACAUGCUGCUCCUUCCUGGAAACAGCAUCCUGAAAGAAGGAAACUGUUGAAACCCCGUCCCCCCGAUGAGGAAGUACAUGCAUUUCCCAAAUUGAAGAAGCAACUCUGCCCUAACCGUCAGAAUGACAUAGAAAUACUCACAAAAAACGAAGGAGCCCAGCCUGGACCCAGCGAGCCAGGAGAAGCCCCCCAGGGCCCUGGGUGUCUCAGCCCACACUCCGCUCCCCUCCAGGCCCACUCGGGCUUUAACUGCGUCCUCUGUGCGCGGACGCUUGGGAGGAAAGAAGAGCUCCUCCUGCACUGGCAACAAGGGCACAAUUGUGAGGACCCUACAAGGCUCUGGAGGAUUCUGAAGGCACUGUCUCACCAGGGAGGGACCGAGCUUCCCAGGGAAAUGGGAAAAUGAAAUGCUGGGGCCCCAGGGUUAGAGAGAGCUUUGUAUCCCCGUUCUCUCCAAGUUCUUGUCUUACGGUGGCACCCAGUGAUAGAGAUCAAACAAGUUAGAAUCAGCAUUAAUAAGCAGAAGUGAUUUUUGUACAUAAUUUUAUUUUCUUAUGAAAUAUGUCCUUGAUCCGUAUUUUUCUAACCAUAUGCCAUUUUAUUUCAAAAUUCUGUAUACUAACUGUUUAUGCCUUAGACUUUAUUUCAGAAUAAAUAAA
Molecule: messenger RNA, 3479 nt
Organism: Pteronotus mesoamericanus
Lineage: Eukaryota; Metazoa; Chordata; Mammalia; Chiroptera; Mormoopidae
Gene: ZNF438
Product: zinc finger protein 438
Exons: 2
Coding region: 869-3226 (785 amino acids)
Biological process (GO): regulation of transcription by RNA polymerase II
Cellular component (GO): nucleus
Molecular function (GO): DNA-binding transcription factor activity, RNA polymerase II-specific; sequence-specific DNA binding
Source: RefSeq, a predicted model, not a curated record